This is a messenger RNA of Branchiostoma floridae (Florida lancelet), 1555 nucleotides long. Its product is annotated as UDP-glucuronosyltransferase 2C1-like. Gene Ontology annotation, molecular function: UDP-glycosyltransferase activity. Lineage: Eukaryota; Metazoa; Chordata; Leptocardii; Amphioxiformes; Branchiostomatidae. The transcript is spliced from 4 exons. Bases 1 to 1476 code for a protein of 491 amino acids. The record is from RefSeq and is a predicted model, not a curated record.
AUGGUAGCUGCGUCAAUCGGGCAGGCAUUGGUGGACAAAGGUCAUACGGUCUCCGUGAUUGUUGAAGAAGACAUCGUGGAGAAACGACGAGCAGAGAGGCCUGACUUUACGUUUGAGACAUUUCAAGACGAUGGAUUCGGAUCACGCCUUCGGCAAUUCCAAGAUGACGUCUUUCGGAUGGCAGAACCAUUGUUCAACUACGAUGAGCUAAGACAAAGCAGAAAGGUGUCUGACUGGGCAAGGAAACACUGCGAGUAUCUAUUGGGACAAGGUGGGCAGGAUAGUGACCUGUUGGCGCGAUUGAAGACGGCACAAUACAAUGUUGUCAUUUCUGACUAUUAUUUAAGAUGUGGCAGUAUAGUGGCAGCAUACCUAGAGAUCCCUCACAUCGCCAACAGUCCCGACGGUGGUAGGUUUUUCGACGAAAUAGUUACUGGUGUACCGCUACCUUUGGCAUACGUUCCGUCAGUCGAAUCAGGAUUUACCGAUCAAAUGACAUUUUUGCAAAGAGUGGAGAAUGCUUGCCGUUCCAGUGUUUCGAUCAUGCGUAGAAGCUGGCUUUUCUCUAACGUAUAUAACGAUCUGGUCCAUAAGUAUGUGAGUGAGAAAGACACUAUCCAUAGUCUGACGUCACGCACGGACCUGUGGCUGUACCAGACGGACACGGUGCUGGGUUUCCCCCGUCCCUCCAUGCCCAACAUGGUCCAGGUUGGUGGGCUGAUGGCAGGCCGUCCCGUCGGUCCUCUCUCGGAGGACAUGGAGGAUUUUAUGCAGUCAUCAGGAUACGACGGAGUGAUCGUUGUCAGCUUCGGGUCAAUGGUCCAUACGAUGUCGACGGAAAGGAAAGAAAUGUUCGCGGCAGUCUUCGCGCGGCUCCGACAGAAGGUGGUGUGGCGGUACGCGGGAGAGAAGCCGGCCGGUCUGGGUAACAACACCAAGCUGAUGUCCUGGCUGCCUCAGAAUGACUUACUGGCUCACUCCAAGACCCGGGCAUUCGUCAAUCAUGCUGGGUUAAACGGGGUGUAUGAGGCCCUGUACCACGGCGUGCCCAUGGUUUGUUUCCCGUUGUUCGGGGACAAUCCUGGCAACGCCGCCCGGGUGGUGGCCAGGGGACUGGGGGUGAGUUUGGACUUCAGGACGGUCACCUCGGAUCAGUUGUACCAGGCUCUUCUUCAUGUUCUCACCAACAACAGCUAUCGUGAGACGGCAGCCCGCCUGUCACGUCUGCACCGUGACCAGCCCCAGUCACCCAUGGAGCGGGCCGUCUGGUGGAUAGAACACGUCAUCAAACAUGGCGGACUGCCCCAUCUCCGCGCACGCACCGUGGAGCUGCCGUGGUACCAGUACUACCAACUGGACGUGGCUGCGUUCCUGUUGGGCAUCUGUUCAGCUGUUCUGGGGACCCUGUGGUACAGCUGUUCAUUUGUCUGUAGAAAGGUUUGCUGUAAAAGAGGCGGCAAACUCAAGUCACAAUAAAAAUUACAUAUUUUUCAGCCUUUUGACAUUAAAGAAUAUGGAUAUCAAUUGAGUGAAAACAUUUACAUUGUGUUAUCGU